AUGAAGUCGUCAACCUUAGUGUCGAUGCUACUCCUGGUGUCGGCUUUGUCGGUAGGCUAUGUGCGGUCAGACGCAUGGAGGCAUGUCGCACCGACGAUUACUACACACGUAUUUCAACAGAGUGGUGGAGAGGAUUUUCUGGAAUUAAGAGGAGGGGCUUCAAAACGACGAUCCAAUAAAGCCAAAUCGGCGUCAUUGAACUCAAAAUCCAGAACCGCAACCGGCAAGAAGAAGGUCGGUGCUACAGCAGCUGAAAAGAAGUCUGCUCUCUCAGAUACCAUGCAGAGGUACAAACGGAUUCGACCAUUGACCCGUAUAUAUAUCACAAUGGUUGGUGUGGCGACUUUGAUUAGUAUUAUUUUUGGAGAAGAAUUUACUCAAAGUCUGCUGGCACUGGAUCCUACUCGAGCCUUCUACGGCUUCGAAUUUUGGCGUCCGUUUACGGCGGCUUCCUUUCUCGGUCCAAUAUCCAUUGGUUGGCUCAUGAGUGGAUAUUACCUUUUCGAGUAUGGUUCAUCUCUGGAAAGGGCUUAUGGCACAGCUCAACACUUUGUCUUCCUAAUGUCACAGGUAUUUGGCUUGACCUUUCUCAGUUCGCUAACGGGUCAGCCUUUCUUUGGCCAAUCUAUGAUUACUGCUAUGCUACACGUUCUCAGUCGAGCUAUGCCGCAUCAAAAAGUAAAGUGGCUCAUUUUCACAGUACCGUACUGGUCGCUGCCGUACGGACUAAUGGCAAGUGAUGUCUUGCAAGCUCAGAGCGCUAUGGCAGCCUUACCACACAUUCUCGGUAUUGUUUCCGGCCACUUUUAUCAUUUUCACAAAUUCAUAUGGCCAAAAAAAGGGGGUGAAGAUUGGUUGGUGGCACCCGACUUUUUGGUACGAAGAUUAGACCCUGAUUCCAAGGACGCCGCGCGAGAAAGUGUUAGCAAAGCGCUGAAGGGCAGAAAGAAGAACAAGGGUCAUAAGCUUGGUGGAUAA
Messenger RNA from Phaeodactylum tricornutum CCAP 1055/1, 978 nucleotides. RefSeq lists its product with no specific name. Gene Ontology annotation, biological process: endoplasmic reticulum unfolded protein response. Bases 1 to 978 code for a protein of 325 amino acids. The record is from RefSeq and is a predicted model, not a curated record. Lineage: Eukaryota; Bacillariophyta; Bacillariophyceae; Surirellales; Neidiaceae. Gene Ontology annotation, molecular function: misfolded protein binding; ubiquitin-specific protease binding. Gene Ontology annotation, cellular component: Hrd1p ubiquitin ligase ERAD-L complex; endoplasmic reticulum membrane. The transcript has a single exon.